GUUAAGUUGCCCGAGGUUCAAAAGAAACCCGCCGAUUGUUAUUUUAUUUUACUUAGAAUGGCUAAUCUGUUAUUCGGCAUGGAUGAAAACAAAAUAGUUUGAGAAUAGUUGUCCGUUUGACCCGAAGAUCCACGAAUCCGUAGCGGGAAGCCCGCGAGUCGUCGGUCAACAGAGAUAUGUGCACAAUAUGUGUGUACUUAAGCCGUUCGCGAGUGGCGUGCUAUCGAGUUUCGCGGCGGACGACGACGAGCACGCACGCUCCCCACACGCGCUCCAGUGACGAUAGACUCAUUGCUGAGUGAGGGUGGACGUGGAACGUGCCAGAGACUGAGGGACAAUUGGUGCAAUCAUCUCGUUGAGCGUAAACAAACGAAGUCAAUAUGAGCCGCUUGUUGGCGGUGUUCGCAUGCCUGUGCGCGGUCAUUGCGCUCGCACACUCGGCUGCGGUGCCCACCCAGGACACCAUGGUAGUCGCCAAGUCUGAUGAUGGAGUCACCGUUGCAACUAACUCAGCACCAGCUGUGACUGAGGUCACGACUGAAGAAUCCAGCCCACCAAUUAAACUGACAGAGAUGGACGUCAUAUCUGAGGUGUCACUUCGGUAUGCGCAUACGACGGUCGUGGCGAAAGUAAGAAACCCUGCCAAGAAGGCCCAGGAGGCCAACUUCAGGGUCCUACUGCCCGAGACUGCCUUCAUCAGCGGAUUUGUUAUGACACUCGAUGGAAAGUCCUACAAGGCGUACGUGAAAGAAAAGGAAGAAGCAAAACAGAUUUACCAAAGUGCGGUCGAUCAGGGAAUCGGUGCAGCUCAUAUUUCUGCCAAAGCUCGUGAUUCAAACCACUUCACCGUUUCCGUGAACGUGGAAGCUUCAUCAAACGCAAUCUUCAACUUGACUUACGAAGAGUUGUUGGUGAGACGUAAUGGUGUAUACAACCAUGCCAUCAAUCUGCACCCUGGAGCGCUGGUGCCCAAGCUUACAGUCACCGUCCAUAUCAAAGAGACUGAGAAACUUGUGGAGCUAAGAGUACCAGAGAUUAGGACUGGAAACGAAAUUGAUGCUACUAAGGAUGAUGCCCAAAACUCAAAGGUAUCUAUCGUAAGAGCGCACGACGAUCGCGAGGCGACCAUCACGUUUACACCAGACCUCCAAGAACAGGAGAGACUAAUUCAAAUCUAUGCUCAAAAGUCCAAGGAGUCUGCUACUGCUACUCACUCGUAUUCUUCAUGGUCAUCUUACUCGGAGCCUCCCGAACCCACUCCAGAAGGAGUGCUUGGUCAAUUCGUAGUGCAGUAUGAUGUGGCUCGUCCUAAAGACGGUGAAAUUCUGGUGAACGAUGGCUAUUUCGUUCAUUUCUUCGCACCGACGGAGCUCCCGCCUUUGAACAAGUUCGUGGUGUUCGUCUUGGACACGUCUGGCUCCAUGAUGGACCGCAAGAUUGUUCAACUGAGGGAAGCCAUGCAGACUAUCCUCUCAGAACUUAAUGAAGGCGAUUACUUCAGUAUUGUGGAGUUUGCCUCUGUUGUCACGGUGCACGAUCUCAAAGAAGCAGAAGGUGAACCCCCAAAGAAUCAUUAUUCAUAUUUCGAUUAUCAUGACAAACAAGUGAACCUGGUGCCACCGUCGAGGGCCACUAAAGAAAACAUUGCUCGCGCCAAAGUUAUUGUCAACUGGCUGCAAGCUUCUGGAGGUACUAACAUCGGAAGAGCCUUGGACGUGGCUGUGGACCUGAUAAACAAGGGUGUGGACUGGACCGUUCCCCUACCUGUUGCUGUGUCCACUAACGCCUCUGACAGUGCUGCCCCAACUACCGAAGCUGUUGUAACUACCGAAGCUGUUGCAACUACCCAAGCUGUUGUAACUGCUGAAGUUGCUGAGAAGAAAGAAACCAAAACCCUGGAGCCUAUCAUAAUCUUCCUGACUGACGGAGAUCCAACUGUCGGCGAGACUGACCCCAAGCGCAUCAUCACUCACGUACAAGAAAAAAACUCCGGACCUAACAAGGCUACUAUCUACUGCCUUGCUUUUGGAUUCAUGCGACACAUCUACGAAGCGGCGGACGCGGCUCUGCAAUUACGCGACUUCUACCGACAGAUCUCGUCCCCGCUUCUCGCUAAUGUCAAAUUCAGCUACCCUCCUGGACAGGUUCGCUCAGAGUCUCUGACUCAACAUCAGUUCCGCACGUACUACGCUGGCUCCGAGUUGGUGGUGGCCGGACAAGUGCUCGACGUGCCUGAGCUUGCACCCACCGUCGAAGCCUUCUGCGGCGUCAGCGAUGGGAAGGGCAGGAAACGCUUGGAGAUCUUACCAAAGGCUCCCAUUGAGAAGAAGAAACAAGGAACUUUGCCUCUGGAACGACUAUGGUCCUACCUGACCAUCAAACAGCUGUUGGACCAACGUGAUGCUUCUGAUGACGCCGAGCCUGCUGAUAAGGAAAACACUCCUGAGAAGAAGGCUCUGGCAUUGGCAUUGAAGUAUGCGUUCGUAACACCAUUGACGUCUCUUGUGGUGGUGAAGCCCAACGCUACUAAUGCGGUUAACGCCGAGUCUGUGGAUAAAGCAGGUGAUGAUGACUUUGAUCUACUAGCUCCUGGAGGCGGUGGAGGUUUCGCUGGCAUUCCUUUGUCAGUAAACUUGGCUCGUCCGAUGGCAAGCCACGCGGCUUUCGGUCUGUCGGGUCCUGGCUACUUCACUCCUCUCUCUCUUCCAGCACCGGCGGCACCAAGUAGCGCCUUCGCCAGCAUAGGUAGUUUUUCGGCGCCGGAGUCUCUCGACGUACUGGAGGAAGCCGAAGUAGAGGAAUAUUCAUUGGAAAGUGAUAAAGGUUAUAGUAGUGCUGGCUACCCUCUCUAUAACAGGGUAACUACAUCGGCUCGGACUAGUUCGAUCACAUCUUUUAAUCGAAAUAAUUUACUGCUAUAUAGAAGUAGACCAGCUUUUUAUCCCAGUGCUGCUUCAUUCGGUUUAAACGCAGGAUUCGGAUUCGGAGGAGCGAUUACUACACCGGUGCCUCCUCUGUACUUACCGACUUAUGCGCCUUCAACCACUUCACGUCCGGCCUUGGCGGACUUCCACCUGCAGGGCUACAGUUGGCUGGAGUCACUCCUAGACGCUAGUGCGAGCUCCAUUGUACUGCCCACUAACGACACCACGGUCACCUUGAAGCUAUCCAAAGACCCAGUGGCUCCGAAAGAAGCAAGUGGUGACGCAGAAUGCUCGAACGCGGUGGAGGGCGGCGCAGGACUAUGUGUGUACCUCACAAGAUGUGACGGUGUUAAAGACAUCACUCUGGACGUUUACAAGACUACAUACUGCACACUCAGUCAAGGAUUUGCUGGAGUUUGCUGUCAACAGAAGAAAAUCGACUUAACACAUUAACAAUUAAGAUCUAGGUAGAAUUAAACCAUAACAAUAACAAAUGAGAUAAAUAACAAUUAAAAUACUGUGAUUACUGUGAAUAUAGAAAAGACAAAAGAAAAUAUACAAAAUAAGCAAUAUUUUAAACUACAAUAUGUCUAUGAAUAACCAUUUAUAAUCGUGCCUAUACAGUGAGAUUCCUUGCAUGGGUUUGUAUUUUAAUAUGAACUGAAACGUUUUGAACAAAUGUUACCUAAGUAAUUACAGAAAACUUAAGGUGCUAGAUUAAUCAAUUAGUGCCAUUAUUAGAAUAAAACAUGACCUACUGUUGUGAAAUGUACCUAGUUUUCGUAUUUUUACAAUUGAAUCUUAAAUAAAGAUAAGAUAAUUUUUCAAUAGAUAAUGCUUUAUUAUUUUUUGCCCACGUCUUCUCAGCCCGGAACCCACUUCAACACAUAACGAGCGUCAGAGAUGGAUUAACCCCUGGUAUGCCGGAACGUAGAUAUACGCGAGACACAAUGUGUUUUUAUUGUGUCUCAUAUGCCGGCAGAUAAGAGGUUAAACCUAGAUAGCGCCCUAGGCAAGCACCUCGUUCAGUAUUUUAUUGGUGCCGCCGCGCCGCCACUUUGUGGACAGUUGGGAACGCACGGCUCUGUAACCUGGCGCCCUAGGCACUUAC
Molecule: messenger RNA, 4035 nt
Organism: Spodoptera littoralis (African cotton leafworm)
Lineage: Eukaryota; Metazoa; Arthropoda; Insecta; Lepidoptera; Noctuidae
Source: the annotation of a GenBank genome assembly